Molecule: messenger RNA, 778 nt
Organism: Dendrobium catenatum
Lineage: Eukaryota; Viridiplantae; Streptophyta; Magnoliopsida; Asparagales; Orchidaceae
Product: cyclin-dependent protein kinase inhibitor SMR6-like
Exons: 1
Coding region: 10-417 (135 amino acids)
Biological process (GO): regulation of DNA endoreduplication
Source: RefSeq, a predicted model, not a curated record
UAGACUUCUAUGCAGAAUUUUGGCCAAAGCCAUCCAACUUUAAACCUCAAAGAAAUCUCUCUUCUCUUUUCUUCCUUUCCUAUUCAUACUACUCCUGCUUCUCAAAUGGACUGCAAGCUAUGCUUUGAUCAGUGGAGAAAGACAGCAGACCCUACAGUUCAGAAGCUUGAAGAAGCUUCAGAAAUUGCUGAUCAGAAUUGCUUGAAAGGAGGUGAUGAUGAGGUCUCCUGCAAUGGAUUUUCGACUCCCAAAGCUCGAAGAUUCCGCAUACCAGAGCGAAUUCCGUGCCCACCGGCGCCGAAGAAGCGCCGGCUUUCUCCUGUUCUUUGCUCUUACCAUAGGCCUGCUGUCUCAUUCUUCACCCACCCAGAACUGGAGCUGUUCUUCUUGGUUGCUCUCCAUGAUAUCAGAGUUUAGUUCUAUCUUAGUGUGUUAGACAUAUAUCCAUUUAUGCUCUCAUGUUCUUCUUGGUUGCUCCUUUGUUUUUCUCAAGGUAGUGAUCAACCUUCUGGUUUGUGUUAUUGUAUUAGAAUUUAUGGUGUCUUAGGUUUUGUUUUAGACAGCUUUCGUAGUGCUUUUUAAAAUGACUUUUUUAUACAAAAAAUUUAAAUCUAAGAAAUUUUUGUACUAAAAAGCUGUUUUAGAAAGCAAAAAGAAAGCUGUCACAAACGAAGCCUUAAUAGCCUUUCAGGGUUUAGUUAGUUUCUAACUAGUUUAGUUUUGCUAUUUGCUCAGUCUAAAAUCUUAGCUUGCUGUGAAUAUUUAGUUUGUAACUCUG